UCUGAGUUUCGCGGGAGGGCCCUUCGCGCGUAAACUGCAUCCCCUCAUUCAUUGUCAGCUUCCUGGAGCCAUUUUUCAGUUUGGUGGCAGAGCGCUUCGCGUCUUCCUCAAAAUCCAAAGCAUCUACCGUCCUCCCGCCACCAAUAUAUCCUAAAUCCCGGUCAGAUGGACAGCUGAGACUUUGAUCUCACGCUCGCCGUGCAUAUUUGUGAAAUAAACGCGGCGGAUUACCAGAAAAACGAACUUAAACAGAAGGAGGGACAAAGGACACCAUAGUCCACAACGAUGAGAAGAGGCGUCCCAUCAGCCCCAGAAAAAGUCAUAAUAGCAGGGCUUGGUGGCUCCUCGCUGGACAAAAAUGCAGUUUUAACAGCACUGUCCGAUCGCUUUACAUCUACUUUGUCCACUGCCACAUAUAUACAGAUUAUUACCCCGCCGCCGUGCAUUUCACAGACCACCAAUGUCUGCCUGUCCGACCCUCCAACGGCCAGUUUAUACAGCACUCCAAACGGGACAAAUGGAACCGGACAGCGACCCACGUUAGGACGACCACCGGCAAAAAGACGUUUGGCACUGGAUGACACGGAUCACCUUUACAUAUCUGAAGGAGCCAAAACGCCAAAGACCCAAACGGGAAUUCCGCUUUGUAUUAUAAAGGGAAAUAAAACUCCGAAGUCUCCAUCAGAGAAGACGCGGUACGAUACCUCAUUGGGUUUAUUGACAAAGAAGUUUGUGCAGCUUCUGGCACAGUCAUCGGACGGUGUGGUGGACCUAAACCAGGCGUCCGAGGUCCUCAAAGUCCAGAAGAGGCGCCUCUAUGACAUCACCAAUGUUCUCGAGGGGAUUCACCUUAUUAAAAAGAAAUCGAAAAACAACAUUCAAUGGAUGGGCUGCAGUCUGUCUGAGGUGGGUGGUGUUUUAUGUGAGAGACAGACCCUGAGCAGCGAGAUAACGCAGCUUGUCGAGGAGGAGCGCAAACUCGACGAGUUGAUCCAGAGCUGCACCCAGGAAGUCAAGCGGAUGACUGAGUCGUCGCACAAUCAAAAGUUUGCAUAUGUGACUUAUCAAGACCUGCGCAGGGAUCGCAAACUGAGGGAUCAAACGGUUAUUGUGGUCAAAGCGCCAUCAGAAACAAAACUAGAGGUGCCAGAUCCUCAAGAGGGUCUACAGGUGCACCUGACCAGCACUAAGGCUCCUAUAGAAGUCUUCCUGUGUCCAGAUGAGAAUGCAACUGACAGCCCUGUGAAAAACAGCAACUCUGUUGUAAAGAGCGACACAUCACCUUUCAUGAAAGUAUUAGACGAUGCUUCUUCCAGUCGUUCUGGUCCAGCCGUUACUGUUACCAGUCUGUCACCCAUCACGUCCCCGUUCACUAGUCUCCUUCAGCAAACCGAGGAUCAGAUCCCCAGCAAUGAAGCGCCCUUCAUCACUCUGGGCUCGCCUCCGUUCAGUGACGAUUAUCUGAUGAGCCUUGAGGAAGAAGAGGGAAUCACAGACCUAUUCGAUGACCUGGACAGGCUUCCUAAUAUAGAUGAUCUUUUGUGAUGAUCUCUUCUAGGAUGUUCCUCCCUGUGUUCGUCAAUCUGGACUCAGGUCUGACCAGAUCUACCAUCUCUUUCGUUCAGUUGAUCUAAGUUGUCAGCAGCAGCAGGAGAUCGCUGGUCUCCGGAGCUGUUGGUUUCAGCCAGUGGUUUUACUCUUUGUGGUAUCUGACCGUAAGCAGAUAGUGACCUGCUGUCUGCACUCCAGUUGUUAAUCACCACAAUGCUUUGCUGCUUAUCACUUGCUUGUUGCGUUAACAAUGUCCGCUGACGCUGGAAAACGCUACCUUUCAUUAAGUAUCUUUGUGGCUUUGACUCUGCGGAUGGCUUACAGUGUGAGCAGGUCAUGACAGUUCAUGGAUCUGGAUUUGUCUGUUCACUUGAGAUAUGCAUCACAGAGCCUCACAUCAAAUGAACACUCCCUCUUCCCACCUCUGAUCAACAGAGGCCUCAUGGACUUCAUGGAAUAUGAUCAUUUACUGAUAUGUUGGGACUGUUCAGAAUGUAGUAGUGUUUGUAAAUGUUUACCAUAGUUAAGGUAAAUGGAACAAAGCUAUUAAGUUUAUAAUCCGGAGUCUCCUUGGUUCCUGUGGAGAUUGAUCUGCUUGAAGUUGAAACUGACUAUGGCCUCAAAGUUAUGUACUGGAAUAGGUACAUAAGUCACUUAAUGUAGGAAGAUUUAUUCAAAAAAGUAACCCUUGGGAGACUCACAAAUGUUUCACCAGUAAUCGUAAAACACAAUAUCUUUGUUUUGCAUAUGAAAGGAAAUAAUUGGUUAUCAAUACGAUUUUCAGCGUAAGGAUUUUUUUACCCUGCCUGAAUAUUCUUAUUACUGCAAUGUAAAAAAAAAUGAUCAUACUGCAAUGAAAAUCAUUCUGUCUGAAAAAAGUAACAAAUUUAAUUUGUGUAAAAUUAAAUUCAGUGCAUAAAAUGCAACCAUUAAAUAUAAGCCGUUUUUGCGUUACUGUAAUGGGAGUCACAAUAUUCUCAUUCAAAAUGUGUCUGGAUGUCCAAAAAUAUAAAUUGUCAUCAUUUACUCGCCUUCGAGUUGUUCCAAAUCUGUAUAAACUUCUUUGUUUUGAUGAACACAGAGAAAGAUAUUUGGAAGAAUGCUUGUAACAAAACAGUUCUUGGCUACCAUUGACUACCAU
Molecule: messenger RNA, 2692 nt
Organism: Triplophysa rosa
Lineage: Eukaryota; Metazoa; Chordata; Actinopteri; Cypriniformes; Nemacheilidae
Product: transcription factor E2F3-like
Exons: 7
Coding region: 286-1545 (419 amino acids)
Biological process (GO): regulation of transcription by RNA polymerase II
Cellular component (GO): RNA polymerase II transcription regulator complex
Molecular function (GO): protein dimerization activity; RNA polymerase II cis-regulatory region sequence-specific DNA binding; DNA-binding transcription factor activity, RNA polymerase II-specific
Source: RefSeq, a predicted model, not a curated record